GCGAGCAGGCAGCGAGCUGGAGGAGGAGCCGUCGUCGCGCCAGGGGCAGCCCGGGAGCAGAGGAGGGCGCCCCAGGUGUUUGCUCCCUCCCUCUCCUGCCAUGUCAGGGAGUGGACCACCUAUAUCUUCCACAGGGGCCCCGAGGAGCCUGGGGGCCCCCACACCUGGAGCUUGGAGGUGGAGGAGGUGCUGCUGAUAGGUGCUCAAGACAUGCUCCCCCACUCCCCUUGGUCCCUCCCCAUCCUCCUCCUCCUCCCCAGCGUCCUCAUGGAGCCCCACUCCCCAUCCUCCACACUGCCCCCAUUUCUGGCUCCUGAGUGGGACCUCCUGUCUCCACGAGUGGCCCUGUCCAGAGGUGCCCCUUCUGGACCCCCUCUUCUCUUCCUACUGGAGUCUGGGGCUUUUGGGGAGCCACUUGGCAACCCCGCCAACCGCAGUAGACGUGGGGUGAGCGAGACAGCGCCAGCCAGCCGCAGGGGUGAGCUGGCCGUGUGCGACGCUGUGAGCGGCUGGGUGACUGACCGGAAGACGGCUGUGGACUUGCGUGGGCGUGAGGUGGAGGUGCUGGGCGAGGUGCCCGCGGCAGGCGGCAGCCCCCUUCGGCAGUACUUCUUCGAGACCCGCUGCAAGGCCGAGAGCACUGGGGAAGUUGGCCCCGGUGUGGGUGGAGGGGGCUGUCGCGGAGUGGACAGGAGGCACUGGCUCUCAGAAUGCAAAGCCAAACAGUCCUACGUUCGGGCAUUGACAGCAGACGCCCAGGGCCGCGUGGGCUGGCGAUGGAUUCGGAUUGAUACAGCCUGUGUCUGCACACUCCUUAGCCGGACAGGCCGGGCCUGAGGUCCAAGCUCAGGCACAGAAAGAACAAAGCUAGAUGCUGGACACCUGCUGUACUCAUGCCUUCGGUUUGUGAACUUAAGACCCCACAGAACCACACCUCUGAUUUUGAGAGCUCAAUCUGUGCAAGAUGUGGGAUGAAAUGGGGUGUCAAAGGAUGAAUAAGAGUUCUCUUGGAGGAACUUGAUGUAAUAAUAAUAAUAGCCAAUAUUUGCUGUAUCAGCCCUAA
Molecule: messenger RNA, 1063 nt
Organism: Jaculus jaculus (lesser Egyptian jerboa)
Lineage: Eukaryota; Metazoa; Chordata; Mammalia; Rodentia; Dipodidae
Gene: Ntf4
Product: neurotrophin 4
Exons: 3
Coding region: 211-837 (208 amino acids)
Biological process (GO): negative regulation of neuron apoptotic process; nerve development; neuron projection morphogenesis
Cellular component (GO): extracellular region
Molecular function (GO): growth factor activity; nerve growth factor receptor binding
Source: RefSeq, a predicted model, not a curated record